UCUUUUUUUUUUUGCAUCUGGACUAAAUUCUUACUUAAAAAAAUUAGUUUAGUUAAUAUUGCAUAUAACGUUCAAAUGAUGCCAGCAUAUUUCAUUAGUAAGAAAAUGUACAACCAAAGUUGAUUGUGAAUGCAUUUUGCAGACUUGCAAGUUGUUUCCAUAUUGUUGGUAAGUCUCCAGUACCGGUGAGCCGUACAGGUUAAUAAAUGAGCCUAAAUUACCUGAAAGUGAUUGAUCAUUCAUUUUUAUGCAGCAUUAGAAUGAUGGUUCCUGUGCUGUGCAGGUUUUUGUAGAAAUUUGGAACUAGUAUUCUAAAAGUUUUGCUUCUGCUUCUAACAAAGAUUGUAAUUAGCUAAAACAUUAAGUUUAAGUUGCUUUUAUCAACAUGUUUACACACUCGCCAGUUUGAUCAAGUUAGUUUUAUUGUAAAUAUGUGAUGCAAAUCAAUCAAUUUUCAAAUGAAUAAAAUUAUGCCACUGUUCUUUGAUGUAAAAUUGUAAUCGAAUAUAAAUGCUAUUAAAGAUCAUAUCAAUCUUAGCAAACAUGACUGUACAGCAGUCGCAGAUACUUUAGGUGAAGAAACUGCUCAUCAGUCCUUGUUGAUUCAUCACAAUCAAACUGGAAAAUGAACUGACAUAUAGAAAGAACUUUAAAAGACCAAGACCAGACAGGAACUUGGAGCUAGAUUCACAUUUGCAACCAUGUACUUUACUGUCAUUACAACUGAGAUUUGUGCAAAUGUGAGUCUUAGAAAAAAAAUAGUUUUUUUACGUUGUAUAGAAAAAGAAAUAUGUUGAUUUGAUAAUAAAAAAAACUAUUAUUGUUGCAUCUGUAAAUGGAGCUCUUUUUCACACAUUAUUAAAAUAUUGGACGAUAAUAUUGAAUGUAGGGCAAAUAUUUCAAAUUCAGUUUAUAACUUUGAAUUUCUUUAUUUCAAAAUUUUCUAAUAUAGGUUAGAGGUAGAAAUAGCAAUAUUGUCUAUGUGGGUACUGGUGCACAGAGCAAUGGCUGGGAAUAGACAAAUAAAACCCGGAAUGUUAGAAUAUAAGGACCAGAGGCAGUAGAGAAAAUGGCAAUACCACAUGAGGAACUAUGGAAAAAAGUGAAAAAUUCCAGUGAGAUUUAAAAUAAAUAGAUGCAUAGAUAUGUUUUUAUUAAAAUUAUGUCCAUAAAGGAUAUUUUUAAACUCAGGAAACGGAACAAAAACGUAUUGUUUAAAUGUUUGUGGAGAACAUGAGGAUGAGUUAAGAACAUGAAGACGCGGUUAUAUAGACUACAGUAGCCAGAUGAAACCAGAAGGGGGCAGUAACUGGCUCAGGGAAGUACCAGAAGUCUUGUUUACGUGCAAAUGCAAACCGGAACUAGCCUUGUAAGGUGUUAGCUUAGGCUGUUUUGUGCUUGUUUUGAGCGGCUUUUGCAUUUUAAUACUCUGAUUCCAAAUCGUACGUAGUUAUGUCUUUAUCCCAGAAGCUACACAGUUUCGUCAGUCAGCGACUAAACGUAGCGAUAGAAGAAGUUAUGGCUGCUUUUGAAAAAACUAUCGUGAAAUACGAGGAGGAGGCGGCUCUGAAUCGAGAGGUUAUCUCCCGCCAGCACGCGCUACUCUGUUCGCUGAACGGAAAUACUAGAGAUGUUUUCACACAGCAAAUGCCAUUCGGUAAAGAACUCAUGUCCGAUACCCACCAGAACCUGAUCCAGGGCGUGGUUCUCGAGCCUUCAGUCACUGAAGAGAAACCACAAGAUGAGCAGCUCCAAGACCUGCACGAUGUUGAGAUCAUUGAGUUCACAUACAAUUCCAAGCACGCUACAGCGCCACGUGAUGACUUUCAGCUACCAGAAGAACAAGAACCUGAUCCAGGUCAGGAUGUCGCACAAGUGUUGUCUUCUGACACCGAAGACAGUGAGGACUACAGCAAAGACUAUGCUGAAGUCAGACCCCCUCGAGAAAAUUCAGAGUGGUUUUGCAGACCAAAAGAGGGGUUCAGCUGCCAGGCUUGCAGCCGUACUUUUAAGCAUCGUAGAGUUUUGUUUAGACACGCCACCGUUCACAUUCGCGAUGCGGAGCAGGUCUGUGGUCUGUGUGGGGAACGGUUUGGGGCAGAUGGUGGUCUGAAGCUUCACCUCCUGACACACACAAGAAAGAGGAAGAAGCUAGAUCCGGCUCUGUGUGGGGAACAGUUGUGCGAUGGUGGUUCGAAGCCUCAUCGACAGACACACACAAGAAAGGCGAAAAAGCGAGGUCUGGCUAAGACGCAGAGCGGAAAGAAGGGAGUUCCGUCGCCAUCCGAACACAACAAAAACAAGAAAAUUGAAAAAGCAGAUGACUCCAGCAAGCCUUUGGCGAAGAGGCCCAGAGGUCGGCCCAGAAAGAAUAAACAGGACCAGGAUAAUUCAGGAGGAACCAAGAAAAUGAAGAGGGAUUAACUGAGAAGCUUUUUAGGCGAGUUUUUCCAAAGUAUUGGUUUAAUCAGAACCUUCUAGAUCUUCCCAGUGGUUUGUUUGUUUUGUUUUAUUACCACUUUAGUUUCCUCAGUGAAGUGCUUAGCUUUUUUUUUUAUUUAUUUUUUAUUUUUUUGUUAAUCAGACAUGUUCAGAUUCACAGGUUCCAACUACAUCAAACUAGAGAAUCCUCAGAAUUCAGCAGAGACCCAGAGAAGCUUCCGGAGCCACGAGGAUCAGUCAGACAUUGUUUCAUCGCUCUGAUCUCAUAAGAAACGACUCCAGAAUCACUUUUUGAGACGGACCUUUUUUUCAUUUAUUCAGUUCUCUUAGAUGAUAGAAAGUAUCCAUUUAGCAUUUCGCUCUUUUCACUGAAAACACACAUUUCUGUGUGUGUUAUGGUGUUUAUGACAAUGUUUAAAUAAAGUUUGAAUUGUCUUGAUAA
Messenger RNA from Nothobranchius furzeri (turquoise killifish), 2884 nucleotides. RefSeq names its product zinc finger and BTB domain-containing protein 49-like. Gene Ontology annotation, biological process: negative regulation of transcription by RNA polymerase II. Gene Ontology annotation, molecular function: DNA-binding transcription repressor activity, RNA polymerase II-specific. Lineage: Eukaryota; Metazoa; Chordata; Actinopteri; Cyprinodontiformes; Nothobranchiidae. The record is from RefSeq and is a predicted model, not a curated record.